Molecule: messenger RNA, 942 nt
Organism: Sus scrofa (pig)
Lineage: Eukaryota; Metazoa; Chordata; Mammalia; Artiodactyla; Suidae
Product: olfactory receptor 10K1
Biological process (GO): G protein-coupled receptor signaling pathway
Cellular component (GO): membrane
Molecular function (GO): olfactory receptor activity; G protein-coupled receptor activity
Source: RefSeq, a predicted model, not a curated record
AUGGAGUGGGUCAAUGAGACCACAGUGAGAGAGUUUGUCUUCCUUGGCUUCUCCUCUCUGGCUGGGCUGCAGCAGCUGCUCUUCUUUAUUUUCCUGCUCGUCUACCUGUUCACUCUGGGCACUAAUGCCAUCAUCAUUUCCACCAUUGUGCUGGACAGAGCCCUUCAUACCCCCAUGUACUUCUUCCUCGGUGUCCUCUCCUGUUUUGAGACUUGCUACACCUUUGUCAUUGUACCCAAGAUGCUGGUAGACCUGCUGGCCCAGAAGAAGACCAUCUCCUUCCUGGGCUGUGCCAUCCAGAUGUUUACCUUCCUCUUCCUAGGCUGUUCUCACUCCUUCCUGCUGGCAGCCAUGGGCUAUGAUCGCUACGUGGCCAUCUGUAACCCUCUGCGCUACACAGUGCUCAUGGGUUAUGGUGUGUGUGUGGGACUAGUGGCUGCUGCCUGUGCAGGAGGCUUCACUGUCUCACUGGUCACUACCUCCCUGAUAUUUCAUCUGCCUUUCCAUUCCUCCAACCAUCUCCAUCACUUCUUCUGUGACAUCUCUCCUGUCCUUAAGUUGGCUUCCCAUCACUCUCACCUUAGUCAAUUGGUCAUAUUCAUGCUUGGUGUAUUUGCAUUGGUUAUUCCACUGUUACUUAUCCUGGUCUCCUAUAUCCACAUCAUCUCUGCCAUUCUAAAAAUCCCAUCCUCUGUUGGAAGAUACAAGGCCUUCUCUACCUGUGCCUCCCAUCUCAUUGUGGUAACUGUUCACUAUGGUUGUGCCUCUUUCAUUUACCUAAGACCCAAAUCCAAUUACGCCUCAAGUCAAGACACCUUAAUAUCUGUAUCUUACACCAUCCUCACUCCACUGUUCAAUCCAAUGAUUUACAGUCUGAGAAAUAAGGAGUUUAAAUCAGCCCUUCAAAGAGCAAUAGUCCAGACUUUGUAUCCUGUUAAUUAA